Molecule: messenger RNA, 7758 nt
Organism: Corticium candelabrum
Lineage: Eukaryota; Metazoa; Porifera; Homoscleromorpha; Homosclerophorida; Plakinidae
Product: phenolphthiocerol/phthiocerol polyketide synthase subunit C-like
Exons: 7
Coding region: 36-7529 (2497 amino acids)
Biological process (GO): fatty acid biosynthetic process
Molecular function (GO): fatty acid synthase activity; 3-oxoacyl-[acyl-carrier-protein] synthase activity
Source: RefSeq, a predicted model, not a curated record
UUGGAGUAUAGUGACCCGAUGACUCAAUAACGGUGAUGUGGCAUCAACUGACAGACGUUAACAAGGACAACUCUACCAUUGCCCAUGAUAGAAAUCAGCCUAUCGCAAUCGUUGGCAUAGGUUGUCGUUUCCCAAAUGGAGCAAACGACGUGGCUGCGUUUUGGAAGCUGCUUUCCGAAGGAGCUGAUUGUACUACACCUACUGAAGAUCGUUUUUACGACGCGUCAAGGUACUACAACCCAAUUAAGAAGAUGCCUGGUAGAAUGUACAACCGUUGUUGCGGAUACUUGACGACGCCUGUUGAUCACUUUGAUCGCAAGUUCUUCAAUAUGUCGCCCACUGAAGCCAGUCAUAUGGAUCCCCAAGUACGGUUACUUCUUGAAGUAACUUGGGAAGCUUUGGAAGACGGUGGCAUGCCAGCCAGCAGUCUGAGGGGAAGUAACACAGGAGUGUACAGUGGACUUCUAACUGAUGAAUAUUCAGCGUUUUGUACUGAGCCUUAUCAAAACAUGACCGCAUACACUAGCUCAGGCAACAACCCGUGUAUGAUGUCUAACCGAAUUUCUUACCAGUUUGACUUUCGCGGUCCUAGCUUAUCCAUCUCUACGGCUUGUUCCUCUUCACUUUACGCCAUUCAACUUGCCUGCGCCGCAUUGCGUCGCGGAGACUGUGAUUUGGCCUUGGCAGGAGGAGUAAACCUUCUACUUCUUCCUGUACUAAAUAUAGGCAUUUCACAGGCACAGAUGAUGUCAGUCGACGGCAAAUGUAAAAGUUUUGACGCUUCUGCCGAUGGCUAUGCAAGAAGUGAAGGAGCGGCAAUGGUCGUGUUGAAACCACUUUCAAUGGCCCUUGCUGAUAAUGACGGCAUCUACGCCAUCAUACGUGGCGGUGCUUUGGGUAAUGACGGUAAGACGUACGGUGUCGCUCAGCCUAGCUACGAAGGUCAAGUUGCAGUACUGGAGAGAGCUUACAGAAACGCGGGCGUGCAUCCUUAUAAGGUGAAUGUUGUUGAAGCUCAUGGAACGGGAACACAAGCUGGUGAUACAACAGAAGCCAGCGCACUGGGCCAAGUGUUGGGCAAAUGUCGAGAUCAAACUCAACCAAGUCUUUACGUCGGUUCGGGCAAGUCCAACUUUGGACACACUGAAGGUGCGGCUGGCGUCGCUGGAGCUAUCAAGGCCGCCCUGCAGUUGCGCAUGAAACAAAUAGCGCCAGUUGUUCAUUUCAAGAAUCCCAAUCCGAAAGUCAAUUUUGAUGCUUUGAAACUGAAAAUUCCAACUUGUCUUACUGAGUUUCCUUGUCACGACGGUCCAGCGUUGAUUGGCUGUAGUUCGUUUGGAUUUGGUGGCGCAAAUGCUCACAUUGUGAUGCAAGAAGCUCCCACACCACGUCGGAUAAGGACCACUCCAUCUUCUGAUUAUGGAAAUGAAAACAUUACAGAAGGGGCUUCCGCCCAGCUUUUGGUAAUCUCUGCAGCUUCACCCGCUGCCUUGAAAGAACAUGCACGUAACUGGGCUACUUUCCUGCUUCAAACAGCGGACAGUGUUCAGAUAUUUAGAGAUAUCCUCUACAGCGCCGCUCUUCGGGCUCAUCAUCACUCUCAUCGCUUAGCUGUUGUUGCUCCAACUCCACAAGAAACGGCCAGUGUUCUGCAUGACAUUUGCAAUGACAAAGGUUCAACAAGUUGCAUAACAGGCACAGUCAUGGGCGAACAAGCUCGUCGGCCCCUUGUCUUUGUAUACUCCGGAAUGGGAACACAGUGGUGGGCAAUGGCAAGGCAACUGAUUAAAGAACAACCACUGUUUGCACACAAAAUUGGAGAAAUUGGAUGUUUACUGAAGAAAUGUGGUGCUAAAUGGUCACUGAUAAAGGUGUUGACCGAACAGCAAGAGAACAGCAUUAUUAAUCAGCCAGAUAUUGCUCAACCCUCCAUUUUUGCCGUCGAAGUGGCGUUAACAGAACUGCUGCGAGCUAGUGGUAUAUCUCCGUCUGUUGUGGUGGGGCACAGUGUUGGAGAAGUAGCCGCCAGUCAUGCGGCCGGAGUUCUCACUCUACCGCAAGCCGUCAAAGUCAUCUACCAUCGCGGUCGUUUACUAAGAAGAACUGCAGGAAACGGCACAAUGCUUGCUGUUCUUUCAGACGUAGAAACCGUAAAGAGACACCUUCCACCUCGAUCUCAAUUUUUCAAAGAAGAAGAAGAUGGACCUCAAUUUGAGAAUAUUGAUAUUGCUGCUGUCAACAGUCCCAGUCAGGUCGUAUUGUCUGGUAGCAAGUCUGCUCUAGAGCAAGUGGAAGCAACUCUGAAGAAGUCGAACAUAAGGGCCGUUUUCUUACACGUCAACAAUGCGUUUCACAGCUACCAGCAGGCAGGUCUACAAGCAUCUGUCUUGAAGAAGCUUCGAAAGCUUCAAUCUGUCAUUGAUGCUACUUGUUCCAUUCCGAUGGUGUCUACAGUUACUGCCGACUAUGUGACGUCAGAAAUGGUUGCAUCCGCAGAGUAUUGGUGGACUAAUAUUCGAUGUCAAGUGAGAUUCAAAGAUGCCAUCGAGAAUCUCUUGAACGAUGGUUUCAAACACUUUAUAGAAAUCGGUGCCCACUCCGUUCUCGUGCCUGCCAUGAAGCAAAUAUUUUCCGCCUUGGGACUAAGCCAAGAAACCCAUGCAAUACCAACGCUGAGACGUUCAAAGGACAUUUCACAAGUUGCCAAUGACCGUCACAACUUUCUUUACUCCUUGGGUUCUCUCCACGUCACGGGAGUUACUGUCGACUUUGCUGCUCUCUAUAGGCCGAACGAUCACACUUUUACACCUCUACCUCUGUAUCCUUGGCAGCGUGAGCUCUGUUGGACAUGUGACCCAAUCUUCAAAAACAGAAUUCUGUUUCCUGUAACGAGUCAUCCUUUGUUAGGACAGCGACGUGCUGUAAAUCCAAAAUGCGUAGAAGAAGAGUCGGUUGUGUGGAAGUGUAGCUACGACGGUGCGACUUUGCCGUGGCUUGCCGAUCACGCUAUCCAAGGAAACAUUGUUAUACCAGCUGCCGCUUAUCUCGAGAUCUGCUACGAAGCUGCCAAACAGCUGGUCGAUUCUGCGUCUUUUCUCCUGACCAAUGUCACGUUGGAGCAUUUUUUGUUUGCCAUUGACAGCAAAGCUACGGUCACCACAGUUGCUGAACGUCGAGGGUGCUCAACAUACUCGAUAGGCGUAUACACGCAGCAUAUUAACGGAACUUGGCAACGUCAUUCUCACAGCACCAUUAGCACUCGACAGCAAGAUGAUGUUGCUUUGCCUAUUGACGAGCUUGAUGCAGUGAAAGAACGAUGUGUACGCCGCCUGUCGAUGGAUGACUUUUACAAGAUGGUUAACAGCAACGAAAGUUCGUUUGGAUUCACUCUGCGUUCUACUUUCCAGGGAGUAAAAUACGCACUGAUGAACAACGAGUACUCGGAGUGUUUGGCUUUAGUAGAGGCUCCCCCUGGCGUAGAACAAGAAAUCCAUAGAUUCAAUUGCCAUCCAGCUCUUUUGGAUACAUGUUUGCAAACAUUUGGCGUAACGCUUUCCCUUUACAACAAAAGGGCUACAAAUUUUUCCAAUGCUGCGAAGAAAGAAAUUGUUUCAGUUCCUCAGUUUGUAGGAGGAUUCAAGGUCAAUGGUCUUAUGCCACUAAAGUUUUGGGUGCUUGUCAAGUUACAGUGGAUUGCUGGGACUGAGAAAAGGAAGCGCUCUGGUACGGUAACAGUUAUUGAUCAUGAAACAGGUAACACUGUUGUCCAACUGACAGGCGUGACGGUAACUAGCAUCUCAGAGGCUAACGUCGAACGACCUCACUUUUGGGGAUUUGAAUGGAAACGAUUGUCGCAGCUAUCUUUGUCUGGAAGUGAAAAGAUUGAUGUUAGUCGCACGUUUGCAAUUUUUGCAACAACUGGCACUUUGGGUCAAAGACUGAGCGAUGAUCUAUCUCAGCAAAGCGUCACUAAUGAACUAUUUGAAUUUGACGAUACAGAUAAUGCAAAGGAGCUUCUGCAAUCAGCGACUCAUUUUACCGACAUAGUUAUGUUGACAAUAGAAGGAGUUAAACAACGUUUACUGUCUCACGAUGACAUUACCACAAUGACGUAUGAGCAGUUUCAAGAAUACCAAAGGCGUUUCUGCUGGCCGGUAAUACAUUUGGUUCAGGAACUGGCCCAGCAGUAUCCUAAUUCUGUGCCUAACGUAUGGAUAAUAACAGCUGGAUGCAAGCCUGUCGAUGACAAAGGAAAAAUCGAUUCUCUACAAAGUACAGUGGCAGCUUUAGCAUUGACUGUCAGCCAUGAACAUCCCGACAUUCCCCUCACAUUGAUUGAUUUACCAUUGAGUAUGUCAGACAAGGAAACAACUCUGACUCUGAUCUGUUAUCUGUCCAGUAAUCCUAGCUAUGAAAAUGAAGUCAGUUUACAGCUCACUCCAGACGGUCGUGAUAUCAAUGUGUAUGUAGCGCGUGUCCGUGAAAUCGACGAAAACGAAGUGAAUGGUGACGAUUCAGAACAAACGAAUUGGAAUUUGAUUAAAAAAGGAAGAGAUAGAGCUACAGGCACAAUCACAGCGGCUCCUUUCCUGUUAGACCAUAAUCUCACUGACUGCCACAUCUUGGUCAAAGUGGACUCCUUUAUUCCGGUAGAUCACAAUAUUCGAGUGACGCAAACACAAUCCGAUUUUACUGGUGAGAUAACGGGAUGGUUUUCCGGUUCCGUUGUAAGAUCAAGUAAAGGCAAGUUUGAAGAAGGGAACUGCGUUACUGGUCUUAGUUCACAGAUCGGCAAGUAUAUUCUUGUGUCUGAAGACGUCAUCGCAUCAAAACCACAAGCGAUGUCUCACGAAGAAGCCGUUUGGACCGCUAAAGAAAUGUUACAGCCGUGGUUAUCUUUGACAAUGGGGGCCAAGUGUAAAGCCGGAGACAUCGUGUUGAUCUACGUCGAUGAGAAGAGCAACACGCUGCCUGCAUGUCAGGUAGCUAUUAGUCUAGGUGCUCGCGUACUAGUUGUAGCUGACGACCGCUUCAUAGCUAGAAUUUCUUCUCUCCGCAGUUGCAGUGUCGUCAGCAAGAGAGAAUUAGCCACUGUUGGUGAAACGAUGCAGACCUUGUUUGGAAGUGCGAAAGCAGAAGUACUUCUGUUUGGAUCAGCCGAAGUAGACGAUGAAAUGCAAACGCUCACCGAUGUUUUGUGUUCCUUUGGCUCUGUUGUUGUAUAUAGUCUGAGGUAUGCCGACAAAUUAGACCAACGCAAGGACGCCAUCCAGUUGGUGUAUGUCAACCCAUCACUGACGAUCAGAGAAUGGAACUCCAAGUCGAAAAUCGUCAGUGCCUACUCCAUCUUCAUGACGUUUGCUUCAGAAGCUAUCAACGAGUGGCGAAGAGCCCCCGUUAAAACGCAAAGCAUUUCCCAGUGGCAGCGGAUGAUGCCUGGGCGUGCGCACGUUCCGACUACAUUCGUUCAUGAUAUCGUUACCAAAAUAGACCAAGCAGUCAAUCCAUGCUUGCCGCGCACUGCGCAUUUCUUUGUUUCUUCGGUCGAAACAUAUCUUAUUACUGGCGGUCUGAAAGGAUUCGGACUCGGCCUUGCUAGAUGGCUAGUAGCGAAAGGCGCCAGGUAUGUAGCAUUACUCGGUCGCAGCGCUCCUACGGAUGAGGCGUUGAGCACCGUCCGUAAACUACAAAACGGCGAUGGUGUCGUCAAAGUGAACAUUUUCCAAGCCGAUGUCGCUAAUGAAGACGAUUUAGAUGAUGCAUUCUACAAAAUUUGCCAAUCUAUGCCACCAAUUGGCGGAAUAUUCCACUGUGCUGCAGUCUACGCUGACAGCUGGUUAGUGAAGAUGAACGAAGAAACUUACUUUAAGGUGCUCAUGCCCAAGGCAUACGGUGCUAUUCUUCUUCAUCAACAAACUGUGAAAAGGCAAUUGCCGAUCAAGCACUUUGUUCUUAUUUCGUCGGUCACCUCUCUCUUUGGCAAUUCUGGACAAGGUAACUAUUGUGCAGCCAACAGUUUGCUCAACGCCUUAGCUGAAUGGCGCAUUCAACACAAACUACCGGCAACCGCCAUUCUGUUUGGUCCCAUUGGAGACGAAGGAUAUGUGGCUCGCAGUCAAAAAGUGAUGAAAGAGCUAGAAACAAAAGGAUUCUCUUCGCUCACUCUAGAUGAGGCAGUGGAUGCGAUGGCUCGAGUGCUGUGUCUCAACAUCGCUUCUAUUGGUAUACAAGGUAAUGCAGAUGUCAAAUUGAUGGUUUGUAAUUUCAUGACUUCACAUGGACCAAUGAAGUUUUCACGAAUGAAAGACUUUGCUGUCGCUGCAGUAAACUCAGAACCAGAUUCCGCUAAAAGUGAACACAUGAUCUCUUUGAUAACUCUUUCAGCAGAAGAAAGAGUUCCGUUUGUAGUCAACAUGUUGUCCAAAUGGCUCGAAACCAAUGUAGGCAUUGAAAGCGUCCAACACGACGACGUGCUCGUUUCUAUUGGGGUAGACUCUAUUACAGCCAGUGACCUAAGCAGUCAUUUGAGUCAGAAGCUCAACAUUUUGGUUCCUCCCGUUCGUUUGUUAAAUGAUCGUUGUACAGUUAAGAGUUUAGCUCGUACUGUCGUUGACAUGGCAGAGCAAGAAACGGAAGAAUCAAGUGGUGAUCAUCUCGAUAUCAAUAACUGUAAUCCAGAGAAUGGUAGUGGUAAAACAACAAACUCCAUCACCAAGUGGCUGCACACUUUGACCGAACCGUCUGAUGUGAAUAUGAUUGUUGUUUGCUUUCCACCUAUGUCGUUUGGCCUUUCGUCAUUUUCAAAGUUCAAAGAACCGCUGCAGAAGGCAAACGUUCACGCUCUUGUCGUCGUACCUCCUGGUUGGUCAGGAAGAGAAGGGGAACGAUGCAUUAAUGAUCUCGAGCUACUCGUCACGGAGGCUGUUAACGCCUUACUUCCUCAUCUUGAGCAAAGUCAAUUCGUCUUCUACGGUCACAGCUUUGGAUCACUGAUUGCUUACGAAGUAGCCAAUCGUUUGCAAACGACACACGGCCUCUCUCCUUUGCGCUUAUUCGUGGGUGCUUGGUAUGCUCCUCAUCUCUCCGCUCUUCAUGUCAACAGCUUCAGCUUUCCUCCAGCUAUAUUUCAACCCUCUACUUCUGUGUCGGACACACUCAAGUACGCUCAGCAGUUGCCAUUUAUCGAAAAAAAUCCCAUGCUCUUCAAACGACAACACCCGGUUGCUGUUGCUCGAUUUCGAAAUCAAAUGUUGCCGUGCAUCGAGGCAACCUUCAAUAUGAGUCUCCGGUAUGUGGGAGACAACGGACGACUGUUGUGCGGUAUCACUGCCUUCAGUGGCAAAGAAGAUGCUUUCGUCAGCUCGGAACACGUCGUAGCUUGGAAAGAAAAUGCAGUGGAUUAUCAAUCAUUCGAACACAUCUCCGUACCUGGCGGUCACAACUUUUUGCAUUCUCUUCCAAAACAAGUUCUAGUUGCUAUUGUUAGAUCGAUCACAUCAUUGCAGAAUCAUUCGAUCCAUACAAACUAGGACAGCACGAACAGAAUGAAGCAAGGAGACAAUAGUUGGAAUAUCUAGUAGCAAUUUUUGUAGCUUCAUGUUAGUGAUUGUGUCAAAUAUUUAGCGUUUAUUUGUGGUAAUAAUUUUGGUAUGCUAUAGAUGUACAACCUUGAGUCGAACGGUUGUAGCUCAAAUGUUUUUUUGCUAGUUCGGCGAGCAUUUUACUGGCAAUCAUUAGCAAUAGAGUGAUUUGUGUUGU